Molecule: messenger RNA, 620 nt
Organism: Apis florea (little honeybee)
Lineage: Eukaryota; Metazoa; Arthropoda; Insecta; Hymenoptera; Apidae
Gene: emb
Product: exportin-1 emb
Biological process (GO): ribosomal large subunit export from nucleus; protein export from nucleus; ribosomal small subunit export from nucleus
Cellular component (GO): cytoplasm; nucleus
Molecular function (GO): small GTPase binding; nuclear export signal receptor activity
Source: RefSeq, a predicted model, not a curated record
UUUAAUUUAUAUGAAAUUUAUAUAUAUAUAUAUAUAGAAUCAACAACAAAGUAUUAUGCUUUACAAAUAUUGGAACAAGUUAUAAAGACACGAUGGAAAGUAUUACCACGAAAUCAGUGUGAAGGUAUAAAAAAAUAUAUUGUAGGCCUUAUCAUAAAAACAAGCAGUGACCCAGAAACAAUGGAAAGUUCUAAAGUUUAUCUUAAUAAACUUAAUAUGAUUUUAGUUCAAGUUUUAAAACGAGAAUGGCCAAAAAACUGGGAAUCCUUUAUUGGUGACAUUGUUGGAGCAAGUAAAACAAAUGAAAGUCUUUGUCAAAAUAAUAUGGCAAUUUUAAAAUUACUAUCAGAAGAAGUAUUUGACUUUUCUAGUGGACAAAUGACACAAACAAAAGCAAAACAUUUGAAAGAUACUAUGUGUAGUGAAUUCUCACAUAUUUUUCAUCUUUGUCAAUUUGUAUUGGAUAAUUCACAAAAUGUUCAACUGGUGGCAGUUACAUUAGAAACUCUUUUAAGGUUUUUAAAUUGGAUUCCUCUGGGAUAUAUUUUUGAAACAAAAUUAAUAAGUACUUUAGUAUUCAAGGUAAAUACAAUAUUUUAUUAAUUAUAUUUAUAUAACAU